Molecule: messenger RNA, 1904 nt
Organism: Pocillopora damicornis (cauliflower coral)
Lineage: Eukaryota; Metazoa; Cnidaria; Anthozoa; Scleractinia; Pocilloporidae
Biological process (GO): negative regulation of G2/M transition of mitotic cell cycle
Source: RefSeq, a predicted model, not a curated record
AUGAGACCGGAUGAACAUAAGAAAAAACAGCGCGCACAAUACAAGAAAAAACACGGAAUUUCCGAAAAGAAGACAACCUCUAAAGAAAAGAAGGAAACUAAUGAAGGAAAAGAAUCUACAGAAUCGCAAGGAAACGUCGAUCUAGCGGAAACUGACGGGAGGAAGUUCUCAAGGAGAAAUAUCUCAAGCAACUGGGAUAGGUAUGGAGACCUUGAGCAAGAUACAGGAGAAGAUGAAGAUGACAAUGAAAACAUUUUAAGAAGAGGAGAGGACUUUAGUGUUCUUCUUCAAAGAUCAGCUGAUCCUGCUUCACAGUUUCGGUUUCAGUCAGAAAAAGAUUGGGAUCAAGAAACUGAUGGUGAGCCAACACAGGCUACUUCAGCACUUGAGAUAGACUUUGGAGCCCUGGCAAGUUCUUUGAACUGUGUUCCUUUACACAAGCGUCUUGACAUUUCACAAGAUGAAAUACAUCCAGAUAUCAUUGAAGUGUUCAAACUAAAAGCACAAGCAUGCUCUAAAGAUCAGUGCACUUCACCGUCAAGCAAAGAUGAUGCAAUGACCAAGUGUCUAACCUCAUCUGCCAGAAAUUUACAUGAAAACCCUUCUCAAUAUGCAGAAUUACAAGCAUUGCCUACUAAGAAAAAAACUGUAAAGGAUUUACCAAAAAGACCUUUUCAACAGACUGAUGGUGAAUCUGGUAAAUUUUCAACUGGUUCAUUGAAUGGCUACAGUGAGGGUUCACUCCUUUCAAAGCAUUCUGGAUUCACAAGUGAGCCUGGUAGCCUUAAAAACACCAAAAAAUUACAGAGUUCUUUGAAAGAUGUGUUAAAAACUGUUAACACUGCAGAUAGUCCACAGACUGGUAGAACUGAACAAGUGAUUAAAUCAAGCAACGAUGAAGAAGAUGAUGACCUUGAUUUCCUUCUUUCACUCGACACUCCUGGAGGAAAUAGUUGUAAUGAAAGAAUGUCAUUCACUGUAGGGGAAACAAAAAAGCUGGAUACAUCUGACAAAGGUUCAUUGCCAACAACAAACUCAUCUGCUGACCAGUUUACAAAGGAAAGGGAAGAUGAUCUUGAAGACUGGUUGGAUAGUGUUCUGAAGUGACUCUCAAGUUAUGUGUAUUUAGACCAUCUUAUAAAAAGUUUGCAUUGAAUACAUCUGAAUUUCUCUUUCUUUCAAAAACCAGAAACCAAAUACUAUAAAAAUGAGAUGAUACUGUGGUAUAAUAAAUCCCUUAUUUGAUAGUUUCAUGUAAUUGUAAUAUGAGCAGAUAUUAAGCUCAUUGCUCCUUUGCCUCUUCCAUACGGGACGCCAGAAAAUACUGUGCAACUCACAAAGUAUCUAUGCUUUCAAUCCUACCAAUAUUUUUGCUUGCGUGCAAUCAAACAACUGAAUUUCCCCCAACUAAAACUGGGGGAUAUCCAAGGAUAAACCCAGGUGAUAUUCCCCAAUUUUCAAACCCUCCAAUACAGACAACCUACUUUUAAAAUUUACUUCAAGAUGAGAAAGUGAAUGUGGUUGUUACAGAAGAAGGAACAUGUUUUUAUUUUUCAUGAAAUCAUAUCAGAGAACACUGAAUAGUAAACAUACCAUUCUGUAAACAGUAAGUUGUUCAUAACAUUUUUCCCGCUUGUCAAAUGCAAUAUCCUCCACUUGGCAUGAAAAUAUGCUCUUAUUUGUCCUUGGACAUUAUCUGUUCCUCAAAGUUCACACCUUUCUUGGAGCUUUGCUCUCUGAACAGAUGAUGUCCAUGGAGAAAUAUGUGAGCAUAUUUUUGCACCAAAUGGAGAAUUGUUUAUGUAAUUUAUAUGUAAAAUCAUGGAAUUAUGUAAGGUGUAUUUAUUCCAUAAUAGCUCAUAGUGAGCAGAUCAUAAAUAAAUAUGUAGGGCCUACUGAACAUA